AUGGCUUCUUGUGCAACUGUGUGUCUGCCUACCUGUGGCACACGGUUGUCUGGUCAUUCCAGAAGUCGCUCUGUGUGGAAGCUCGUCUCAUACAUCACCUUACUACAUUUUAUAUUGAAGGUGUUUCUUGUUUUUCUUACCUCAUUUCAUCUAUUAACGCAGCUCUCUAUCAAAUCAGGUAACCUGCUUUCCUCUCUCGGGGUAGCUGCCCGAUCACAGGUCCAAAUCAAACUGCGCAAAAAGGAACAGGUGGAAGCCGACCUGGUGGAAAUUUGCUUCAAGGAAACUUACCUGACCCGAGCAGACAUGUGGCAGAUCACAACCAUGCUGCGGGAAAGUUGCGUGUACCACCAGAAACGAAUAGUCUUUUGUGACGUGAUUCGAUGCUGGGUCGAUAGCAUUUUCAAGAAUGGCCGCAAGGUGUUUUCUGCUUACAUUGGGCCCAACACCAACAUUGUGUUUCGGUCCGAGUCGUCCCGUAUGAUCAUCAUCAUCCAACUAAGUCAGGAAACGUGGCAUUUUGAGGAGACUGGCGAAAUCAUCUUCCACAGAAUGGUCAAUUCGCUUCUCCCUGAUAUUUUCAAGCAAUGGGAAGAGAAUGAACACCACCAUACAGUGACUAUUGUGCUGUUCACAUCAGUUUCCAUGGAUUCUCAUGCAGUCAAGCUAAAGCGCGGAGAGAAAGCAAAAGACGUACAGGACUUCUACAGAGUAGUCUGCGAUCAGGUCCAACUGUCUCAAUGGGAGCAGAUCAUGGUGCGAUUGAGAUUCGAGUUCCAGAACUUUGCCAAGGAGGUUCUGACGGAAUCCCAUGCCAAAAGCCAUACUGAAAUCCGAGGACGCAUUCUACCCUCGGUCAAGAGCAACAUUUUGGGUGCGAUCACCCUCGCGGCGUCUCUGGUACAUUCACCGGCCAUUGACAGAGACCUAAGGAGAACCAAUGUGGAGGUUAUUGUGGUGUCACCAGGUUCUGGAGUCUAUGAAGUUGAGUACGAUGCUCUAUAUAGAGCGUCGGAGAAGAUUUCAUCCACUGAGGUUGGAGUAGACAUCAUUUGCAUGUCCAAGGCUCCUCUACAUGUGACACCUUUGUUUCUCUACAAACCGAAGAAGUGCUCGAAUCAGCUUGAGUACUGUGUUCCUUCUUGGAUUGAUAUUUCUUACUAUGGAGACUCGGACUUUUUUACCAAUCAGUGGGUCCCUCGGUGCAAAAUCUACGAGAUCCAAAUGAUGGGAGUCAUGGAAAACGAGCUCUCGGCUAUCACGAUUGACUAUCUGAACAAACCCAGCGGAAAGAAGCCGCUGUCAGAGUACUGUCGCGAGUACGAUGCUUCGUUGUUUGGCCCAAUCGCUGUAGAACUGUCUGUGGAGGAUGCUGCAUCUGUGGUGUCCAAGAUGCGGUCCGAUACGUUCCCCAAGCUGCCUGUGAAACAGCUUCUUAGCAGCAAGGGCAGUAUCUCUUCUUUGCAUGCACCCACAGCUGUCACCUCCAAAACUCCUCCUCCUAAGGCAUCAGUGAAGGUGGCUGAUGUGAGGCCCAGCCCAGCGGCGUCCAAACCCCGUGUCAGUGCUCUGACGUCUCUUUUGGCGUUUGGAGUUAGGGCAGAAAAGAGUGCUCCUGCUUCUCCCGCUUUGUCUGCUGUCAACACAUUGUCUUCUAUCCAGUCUAUGGACUUGAGACGUGAUAAUGACAGUGUUAAACGAGACACUGAGAGCAUAGUAACAGACGACACUGUCCACAAUACCAAGGCUGAGCCUAGAAUAACAGAGAUUGCGCCCAUAGCACCUUCUCUGCCUUUUGCACCCAAUCUCAAGCCAAAAAAGAGCACUUCUACCCUUUCUCAGUCUCCCACCUACAACCGAAUUGCAGCUACACCUGACCAGGAGGUCGAACGGCGGUCUUCUCUCAGCCAAAAGGUGCAAAUGGGACUCUCGGGUUCUCCUCUAGACCACAGAGGCAAGGUAGCCAAGGCUGCAUCGGCCAAUGCCAAGUCUAUCAACACAGAAACUACGCCUGAGAAGAGAAACAUGAUGUGGAGGAACAUCAGAACACCGUCCAACAUUUCCCAGGACGAAAUGCUCGACAUUCUAACUUACUCUCGAUGGAGAACGGUAUAUCCUCAGAAGACCAAGCGUCGGUCGGCCAAAUGGAAGCUUCUGGCUUCUCCAGCCGCACUACCUCUUCGAACCAAUAUCUUUCCCACCGUGGCAGAACUCCAGACAGAGUACCGGUUCCAGGUGUACGAUGUGAGUUUGGACACAGAUAUGGAGAAUGUGCUGGGUAUCCAUGGCUUGUUCCGAGAGAUGGUGAGUGUCCGGCUCUGCAAGGGCUUCCAGCUUGCUAUUGGAUCCCGUGUACGCCACGUGGAGUCUCAGAGAAGCGAUGGUCGGCCUUCAGCUAUCACCACAGACAUUGGGAAAGAUGCUCUAGGAGCUGUGGUGUAUCUCACUACCGGUGAUCAAGUUCACCGAAUCUCCUGUGACUACUCUGGCAUGAUGAAUGUCCAGAUUUAUCAUGCUAUUGAUAAGGUAGAUAUUGAGGAGCCCGUUUUCGACAUAUAUGCUCGUCGAACCUACUCGGACAAGUUCAAGCAUUUCAUAUUCCCACCGUUCGACACUUCCUCUAAGCGACUGAACUGGAACUUGUAUGACCAUUCACUUGCUGGGUACGAUACGGCAGGUUCUGCAGCCACUCAGACCCGUUUGAACCAGCUGCGGGUGGUUCUGAUCCCCAGUUUCUUGUCGCGAUCCAAGAAUCUCGGUCAUGACGACUCCUCAGAAGUGUACAAUGCCGAGGAGGUCCGAUUGGAUGGUUUGCGACGCAUUCUUGGAGGUAUUUACCGCCAUAGCAUCUCCCGAGAUGAGGAUAAGGAGCGAGCCAAGAUCGCACCCAACCUCAAGUUUUACACUGGCGAGUUGGAGGACUUUUUAUUUCAGAUUGUGGAGUCUAAUCCAGCUGAAUUGGCUGGUGGUAGAGAUUCUCUUUUUAUGAAACGUAAUCAGCGAUUCGACAAGAACAUCAAGCUGGCUCAGCUGGCGACUGAGCUUCAGGCUCCCAAGGGUGGCAUCCGAUUUUUUGACCGACGAUGGCACUGGAAGUCAUACCCUCACUGUUUCAUUGGUCAGGAUUUCGUCGAGUGGCUGAUUGACAAUUACUCCGACAUUGACACUCCUGAUGAAGCUGUGGCGUAUGGAAACGAGCUGAUGAAGAAGGACUUCUUCGUGCACGUUGAAGACCGACAUGCUUUCCUUGAUGGUCAUUACUUCUACCAGCUCAAGAGUGAGUAUGCCACUGAAGCCACUGACAGCAAGCCUGCGGAGGAGAAGAGUGGCUGGUUCAACAGUAAGCGAAGUAUGGCCUCCGUCAGUUCAGAGAAGUCAUUGGGACGGUUUAAAGGCUCUCGAAAUCAGUCUGUUCAGUCGUUUGGUGACUUCCUGUCCCUUUCUCGAGUCACUUCCAGGUCUUCGAACGACCAGAAGGAAGAGGAAAUCAACCCAAUCACCGUGGAGAUUUCCAAGUCUGUGCGUGUUGAUCUGGAUCCUUCCAAGAAGUCGUAUCGACCAGAGACCGUGUUGAUUCACCACGAUCGAAUCCACAACCCCCGGAAGUGUUUCCAUCUGCGAUUCGAAUGGGCCAACACCACCCCCAAGUUCAUUGAGGACUACAUUUCUGGUCUCACUCGAACUUGUGAGCGAUACGGACUCAAGUUGGUCGAGUUGCCCAUUCUCGAAGUGUCUGCUCUUCUCGAACACAACCCCUUUGCUUCAGAGAUCACUCUGGACAUGCCUACUCUGGACCAGCUGAGCGGACUGCCUCCCCAUGUGCUGGAAUACUACGCUAGCGACCCUCAUGCGAUUGCACGCGAGAUUCUGCAUCAUUUCGGCUUUGUGAUCGACACUCUGAGUAUGUCUGACUGGAAGCUUGCUGAAGUGCAGAUCCGGAACUCGUGGGGUGUGCCCACUUAUAAGUACAGUCAAUGGGUUGAGAAGAAUGGUCUGUUGAUUGCUCAGGUGGUCGGUGAUCAGAUUAUCAUGAUCCCCAACAACCUGCAGCUCAAUCGUCAGUCUGGAGCUCAGUCAAAUGCCAUUCAGCUGCAGAGUGAGGCUCAGGGUAUCAUUCUGGAGAUGCAGUAUCUCAUGUGUCGGUCUGAAAAGGUGCGGGAUAUGCUUGGUAAGGUGAACUUGUCCCCUGAGGCAUCUCCUGGCACCAUGACUCCGGGGGAGGAGGGCUCCAAGAACGGUACCCCGAAGCUAGCAAUUGAGGCCAAGAUGGAGGGCCGAGUUGAAAGUCCUCAAGUUGAGUGGAGGGAGGACGUGGAGAUUGCCCCAGAAGUUGAGCACAAGGGCGGAGCUGAUGGUGAUGAAAAUGAUGAGGAAGGUGAUGAGAAAUCCGAGGAGGGUGACAAGGGCGAGAGUGAGAAUGAGAACGCAGGUAUGGGGAUGGAGCAAGAUGGUGAGAACGAGAAUGAGAACGAGAAUGAGAACGAGAACAGCAAGGACAACAAGGCGAACGAAACCACCUCCGAGGUCAAGGAGGUCCCUGCUGGUGUUGAAAUUGAACACAAGGAACAUGUCGAAGAGGAUAAGAGUGACGGGCCUGAGCCGAAGAAGGAAGAUAAAGGCAAAGAGGUUGAAGACGACAAAUAG
Yarrowia lipolytica CLIB122 is the source of this 4644-nucleotide messenger RNA. RefSeq lists its product as uncharacterized. Gene Ontology annotation, biological process: negative regulation of TORC1 signaling; intracellular signal transduction; positive regulation of autophagy. Gene Ontology annotation, molecular function: GTPase activator activity. NCBI's taxonomy places the organism in Eukaryota, Fungi, Ascomycota, Dipodascomycetes, Dipodascales. Gene Ontology annotation, cellular component: GATOR1 complex. The record is from RefSeq and is a predicted model, not a curated record.